GUCACAGCAGGUUUGGCAGCGGCGGAGAAGGGAGAAAGACGGUGUGAGAUCGGACAGGGCUAGGCCGAGGGGGCGAUCAUGGUGGGCUUUGGAGCCCCGCGGCGUACAGGCCGGCUGCCCCCCUUUGUGUUGGUGGCGUUGUUAGUGGUAAUCGCCCUCCUGGCUUUUAACUACUGGAGUGUGUCCGCCCGCCAGGCCGCCUUGCAGGGGGAUCUGGCGGCUCUGCAGGAGCAGGUUCAGCGCACGGAGGUAGCCCGGAGCCGGCUGGAGAAGCGCCAUUCUGAGCUGAUGGUGCAGUCGGAGGGCAACCGGCGGCAGCUGGAGCAACGGCUGGGCGAAUUUCAGAACAUAGGGGAUCGACUGCAGGCCCGGGACCUGGAGGCCCAGCGCUGCGAGACGGACAGGGAGAAGCUGCUGGGCAACGUGUCACUCCAGAUGGUAGACAUCACUCAUCUGAAGGAACAGUUGCAUGAACUUCAUCAAGAAUUUUUGCGACAGGAGAAUCAGCUACUUGAGUACAAGAAAAAUAAUACCCUGCUGCAGAAGACACUGAAGGAAGAGAGUAUACAGUGCGCAAAGCAACUAGCGGAUCAGAAGCGUGAACAUGAGGAGAGUAUAAAGAGACUGCAGCAGACAGACAAAGACCAGGAGGAGGUAGAGAAGUCACCCAACAAUGUGGCAGCAGGUGAACCUGGAUCUGACAACAAGAUGGACACGAUAACCGCCAUAGCCAGAGAGGAACGCAUGGAAGAGCCUUCAAGUAACCGCCUACAUUUUGAGAGAGAUGCUGCCAAAGCUGGAGGAGAUGCAGGAAUGCCAGAAAUAGAAGACAGUGAGCCGGCGAAACCAGACACGGUGCCCACUGUUAAAAAGAAGGUAGACUUUGGUGCUCUGACAAAUGAAAUUGGGGAGUCUGAGAAACAACCUUCAUUGCAGCCGGACUCUAUGGCAAAUGCCCAAGCCAAGUACCUCCCUCCUGGUGCCAAAAAGGAUUCUGCCUCCCCCAUAGAAGACAACGCUCUGCACUUUGGGCAGAUUCAGAAGCAAAUCCCCAAAGAGACCAAGUCCAUGGUAUUUCCAAAUAUAAAGCAGAGUCGGUUUUUUGAUGAGAAUGAGUCUCCUGUAGACGCUCAACAUGGUUCUAAAGUGGCAGAUUAUAACGGGGAUGAUGGUAACGUGGGUGAGUACGAGGCAGACAAGCAGGCAGAGCUGGCCUACAAUGAGGAAGAGGAUGGUGAUGGGGGAGAAGAAGACGUACAAGAUGAUGAAAAUGAUGGGCAAGUAGAUGCAGCCGAAUACAGAAAAGAUCAUUUUGGUGAGACCCUGUAACCUGUGGCCUGGAUAAACUGAAGAAUGGAGUCAAAAGUGCCAAGUGCUGGGGUCUUUCUCUAGUCUAAUAAUUUGUACUGUACAAGGAGGCUCAAAGACCAGGAACAGAUGUUCAUACUGGUGCAGGGGAGUAUCAGACCUGUUCUAUACUCGCAUGCCCCUUACUUUUUUGGAUGGGGCAUUACAUGGUUACAGUAGAGCUGCACCUACAAAGGCCACUACACAGUCUCCUCAUGGCCGUGGGAGUUGAGCUUCAUCAUUGAUUGACUCUUUGAUCAUUUGGUUUCCCUCGGGCUGUAAAUAUGAACUUUUUGGCUGGAAGUUUUUGCAAAUUCACAAACAAACUGCCCAAACAUACCUGGAUAUUGAUGACUGUCAUAUACAUAUCUUCUUCCCAGGAACGCUGCCUGUGGAGGAUCUGCUGCGCACAUAAUUACAUGGUUGGAGAGACAUUCAGAUUUGAUUUCUACUCUCCCAGUACAUUAUACUAUGGAUUCUGACUUUUCUGAUGCAGGUCCAACCUUAUGGGAUUUCUUUGACCGGUUCUUGAAGGAGCAUAUCGUAGGAAGUUUCUGAAGAAGGGUCCAAUCUUCCUAGUGUAAGCAGUGUCGCCAAGUACCAGUCUCACUGCAGAUAUAUUUAUAAGAUAUUUGUAUUUUGUAUGUAAUUGGUGUAAAUAGACUCACGCACUGUCCUGUGUAACACGUAUGUUCUUCAAGCAGAUCCUGCACUUUUCACAAAUUCUGCAUAUCAUUGAAGGUUACAAAGGGUAUUUCUGCCGGCUGAUUUACCUUAUGGACCGUCGCCAUCAUCCGGAUCUUGUACAGAAAACGCCUACAGAGGGCAUUAUUUCUAUUCACCGUAGUGGUUGGGUGGCACAAGCGGUUUGGUUAGACCUUUUUUUUUACCCCAGUGCAUGAAUAGGAAGGAAUUUAGAAAUCUAAUACUUAAAAAAAGGAAUCAAAUUGAUAACGUGAUUCUGUCCCCCUUAGUGGAUAUAGGCUAUUCUAGUUCUGGAGCCCCGUGCCCAGCUUGCUCUGUUCACAUCUGUACAUUUGACUGGCACUUGUUGCACACAAGACUUAAUCUGAGCUCCGUGUUCUUCUCUGUGGUAAUUUUGCGGAACCCACACCUCCGUUUGGUUGGGUUCUAUUAUUAUUAUAUAUUUUUUCCUUUACACCUGAAGGAAAGGCCAAGCUGUGAGUUAGAGUUCAUAUUUGAUCUGACACCUGUGCUCAGUGGAGCCACCUACUGGCCUCAGCUGUUCACCUCAGUUAUAGUUUAGGCCCUUAUGCAUAUUUCGCUGUUGGUUUGCCGCAAACUGACACGCAACAUACCGGUAAAGCAAAUGGACCCACAACGAUGGAAGCGCAAAGACAUCUUUUAUGCAAAGACUUCAUCAUAUGCCUUGUUUUCUAGGAUGCUAUGACUAGCGAAUUUCAUGUUAUAAAAUUCGUUCACGCUUUGUUUGGUGGUCCCGGAUCCGUUUUGCAGCCCAUAGACUUCUAUUAUGACGGAAUGAAUAACGGAAUGCCUCU
Molecule: messenger RNA, 2867 nt
Organism: Bufo bufo (common toad)
Lineage: Eukaryota; Metazoa; Chordata; Amphibia; Anura; Bufonidae
Gene: GOLM2
Product: golgi membrane protein 2
Exons: 10
Coding region: 79-1329 (416 amino acids)
Source: RefSeq, a predicted model, not a curated record